CUCUCCAGUACAUUUUCUGCUCAUAGGUCUGUUUUGUAGUGUUAAAAAAAGCCCCAGCUCGGGGUUAGUGUUGUCUCACCGGCAGAAGAUGAAGCUUUGUGUAUCUUUAGUUCUGUAGAACUUUAUCAGCUAUUUCGUCUUAGAUUGUUCAAAGACCACGAUCAUGUCGCCGCCAGAUGGCUACUCCAUCAACACGGGCCCCUCAGACGAGAGCGAGGACAGCGAGCCUCUCAUCAAGAGCGGUGCAGUUCCUCCUCAGUGCUGUUCUGCUCGCCUCAACCUCGCCAUGCUCAUGUUCCUCGGCUUCUCUGUGGUCUACGGUCUCCGGGUUAACCUCAGCAUUGCUAUGGUAGCCAUGGUAAACAGCACCGAUCCUGAAAUCGUAGAUAACAGCUCUGUGGCCCACGCCUGCCCGCUGCCGGCGAGGCCAGAAAACACCAGCGAAGCUCUGCAGCAACCAGAGGGGACCCCUCAGUACCCCUGGGAUUCAGAGACUCAGGGCUGGCUGCUUGGAGCCUUCUUCUUCGGCUACCUCUGCACGCAGAUCCCAGGGGGCUACCUCGCUGGUCACUACGGGGGGAAAAUCUUCCUCGGCCUGGGUGUGUUGGGCACAGCUGCCCUAACCCUCCUCACCCCUCUGGCUGCCAAGUGGGGGUCGUACUGGUUGUUUGCACUGCGAGCCUUGGAAGGCGUUGGGGAGGGUGUGACCUUUCCAGCCAUGAUGGCGAUGUGGGCUCGGUGGGCUCCUCCUCUGGAGCGUUCUCGCCUGAUGACCCUGUCAGGGUCUGGGGCCAACUUUGGGGCCUUUGUGGCCCUGCCGCUCACCGGCUUCAUCUGCCAGAAGCUGGGCUGGCCCGCUGUCUUCUACUUGUGUGGGGGCGCUGGUUGCUUCUGGGCAGUCCUCUGGUUCCUGCUGGUUUCUGAUGACCCUCGCACUCAUCGUCGGAUCAGCGAAGAGGAGAGAGAUUACAUCGUAAACUCCAUCGGACCUCAGGGUACAGGUCACGGCUGGAAUGUGCCUCUGCUGCCGAUGCUGUGUUCUGUCCCCCUGUGGGCCAUCAUCAUCACCCAGAUGUGCUCCAACUGGGCCUUUUACACUCUGCUCACCUCCCUGCCCACCUACAUGAGCAACAUCCUGCACUUCGACCUGCAGUCGAAUGGCUUCCUGUCCGCUGUGCCGUACCUCGGCAGUGUAGCAGCGGCCCUGCUGUCGGGUGUCGUCGCAGACUUCCUCAUCGAGAGGAACGUGUUCAGCGUCACUGUCGUACGCAAGAUCUUCACACUGACCGGUCUGCUGCUGCAGGCGGUUUUCCUCACAGCUGUCAGUUACGCCGGCUGCGACCACAUCCUCACCGUCACCUUCCUCACACUCUCCAGCAGCUUAGGAGGGACCAGCGCCCCCGGAGUCUACAUCAACCAGAUAGACAUCGCUCCUCGGUAUGCAGGAUUCCUUCUGGGAAUCACCAACACGUUCGGGACGGUUCCAGGCGUCGUGGCGCCAAUCGUGACCGGAUACUUCACCGAAGACCACACCCUGGCAGGCUGGAGGAAGGUGUUCUGGGUCGCCGCUGGGAUUAACACCGGUGGCGCCCUCUUCUACACCAUAUUUGGCAGCGGGAAGGUCCAACCGUGGGCCGUCACGUAUGAAAGUUAAUCUUGCACUUAAUUAUUUGUAACGGCACGAGGCAAUCUUAGGAUAUUUUCUAUUUGCAACUACAUAAUAUGUAAACAAACAGGAUUUUCAAACAUGUUAAACUUGCUCCGUAAACAUUUUUGCAUUUGUGGAUCAGAUUUUACACAGUGGUGUGUCUACCACACCAGACCUGUGACAAUAAAUAAUAAAUAAGAACAAGAAGUAUAGAUGUGCACAAAUAUGUAUUUAUGUUGUGCAGUCACAUCCAGAAAAAUACAGAGCAAUAUUCAAAUGAAUUUCUAACUGGAAAUGUAUGUCAAAUUCACGUAAAAGUAAUAAGAUGUUAUACGAAUAUAAAUACUUUGACCACUGAAAUUCAUGCAAAGUGAAUUUCAUGCAUCUACAGAUUGAUGUGAACACAUGAAACAAGUUUCACAUGUUUGUAAAUCAUUUCCAGUCACUGUGUGGGCAUGAAGACGACGAGCAGGUCUACCUCGCACAUACUAACCAAGCAGAAAAAUGACAUUACAACACAGCUGAUUUUUAGAGAAGUGUGUUAAGAGUUCUACCUCUUUGACAAUAUCUACCGCAUUUGCUGUGAACUCCACAAACAAAUCAUUUUGACCAAAAAAUAGCAUUUUUAUCAUUGUUACAGUUUCUGCUUUGUUUUUAUCUGUAAUUUUUAUUUUUAUUAAAUAACACAAAAAAAGACUUUAAACAUUAGAGAGUAGUUUUACUACUUCAAAAUCUAAUUUAUUGCAAAAUUAGCAGAUUAUAUUCUGCUGCAUUUUAAUUAUAUGUGUUUAAUGGUGCUUUCUGAGCACGUUAGUGUUGGCUGACCGUGUGCUGCAAACGUUUCCACCAACAAACAAAAACCUUCCAACUUUUUUGCCUGUUAUGGUCAAAAAGGGAAACUGAGCUUUACAAGAUAUCCAUCCAAAUGAUCGGUAUAAUGCAUUCACACUUUCUUUAAAGGGGCAAAAAGUGAAAUCGUUUCACUGCAACAAAGUGCAAUGAGCUACACUUCCCUCUACCUCUUCCCUGACCCCCGACUCGCCUGGUCUGCGAACGAAUGUGCAGCAUGCAAACACACUGAGCAAAACAACAUCACCAUUUUGCAGAACAUGUUGAGGAGGAGAGCUAACUCUGCCAACUACCGUAGUUCUUUUUUAGAUGUAAUCAUAAAUCCUGGUUGUCUGCAGGUAAAUGUUUUGUUCCGCUCUCCACCAUUUAAAAAUAUGUGCUGCCAUCACUCAUUGCUGUAGCCUUUCAUAGGGAGGGAGGGCCGAAGGCUCAGAGAGGAGAGAGGAGAGGCGGUUCACAUGAGCGUACAUGAACAUACACUGGACCGGCUGGUAAAUCAACACACAGAGAAUACUCCCGAUGAAUUUACACCUUUAGUUCUUCACAUAGCCAGUUUGUAAUUCCUUCCAUCUACAAAUGAUGAAUUUCUACUUAUUGCCCCUUUUAAGAAUAAAAAAGACAUUUAAUGUUUCAUGUGGUUCCAGCUUCCCUGCGACCCUUAAUUGGACAAAGCAGGAUGGAUGGAUGGGUGGAUGGGUGGAUGGAUGGAUGGAUGGAU
Messenger RNA from Melanotaenia boesemani (Boeseman's rainbowfish), 3215 nucleotides. RefSeq names its product sialin. The coding region runs from base 164 to 1654 and encodes 496 amino acids. Gene Ontology annotation, biological process: monoatomic anion transport; transmembrane transport. Lineage: Eukaryota; Metazoa; Chordata; Actinopteri; Atheriniformes; Melanotaeniidae. The record is from RefSeq and is a predicted model, not a curated record. The transcript is spliced from 11 exons. Gene Ontology annotation, molecular function: transmembrane transporter activity.